GAACCCUGGCUCUUGUUUGUUGUUUCCUCCCUCAUUCCCACCUGGCCUAGGAUGGACAUCGGCAAGGGCCUCCCAGCCACUGAGAGCCACAGGGACCUCCACAUAUGGAUCAUUGAGAACCUGAGGAUGGUGCCAGUCCCCGAAAGGGCUUAUGGGAACUUCUUCGAGGAUCACUGCUACAUCGUCCUCCACGUUCCCCAGAGCCUGAAGGCCGUGCAGGGGGCGCCCAGCGACCUGCACUACUGGGUCGGGAAGGAGGCGGGCGCGGAGGCUCAGGGCGCGGCAGGCGCCUUCGUGCAGCACGUGCAGGAGGCACUGGGCGCCGCCACCGUGCAGCACCGGGAGGCGCAGGGCCACGAGUCCGACUGCUUCCGCAGCUACUUCCGCAGGGGCAUCAUCUAUAGGAAAGGAGGCCUGGCCUCUGCCCUCAGGCAUGUGGAGACCAACGUGUACAACAUCCAGCGACUGCUGCGCAUCCAAGGGAGGAAGCACGUGUCCGCCACCGAGGUGGAGCUCUCUUGGAACAGCUUUAAUAAGGGUGACAUCUUCCUGCUGGACCUGGGCAAGGUGAUGAUCCAGUGGAAUGGGCCCGAGGCCAGCAUUUCUGAGAAGGCGCGGGGCCUGGCCCUGACCUGCAGCCUUCAGGACAGGGAGCGCAGUGGUCGUGCCCAGAUUGGUGUGGUGGAUGACGAGGUCGAAGCCACUGACCUCAUGCAGGUCAUGGAAGCUGUGCUGGGCUGCAGAGUGGGCAACCUGCAUGCCACCAUGCCCACCAAGAGUAUUAGCCAGCUGCAGAAGGCCAGUGUCCGCCUCUACCACGUUUGUGAGAAGGAUGAGGACUUAGUGAUCCAGGAGUUGGCGACCUGCCCACUAACCCAAGACCUACUGCAGGAGGAGGACUACUACAUCCUGGACCAGGGUGGUUUCAAGAUCUACGUGUGGCAGGGACGCAUGUCCGGCCUCCAAGAGAAAAAGGCUGCCUUCAGCCGAGCUCUGGCCUUCAUCCAGGCCAAAGGCUAUCCGACCUACACCAACGUGGAGGUGGUGAACGACGGCGCCGAGUCCGCCGCAUUCAAACAGCUCUUCCAGACUUGGUCUACGAACCAGCGAAGGAACAAGAACCUCGACGGGAUGAGUGAGCGGGAGGGGCGGGGCCGAGGCGGGGCGGGGCCGGUGUAG
This is a messenger RNA of Leptonychotes weddellii (Weddell seal), 1179 nucleotides long. NCBI's taxonomy places the organism in Eukaryota, Metazoa, Chordata, Mammalia, Carnivora, Phocidae. The record is from RefSeq and is a predicted model, not a curated record.